GGCGGGCAGGAGCCGCACGCCAGCCGGAGCGCCCGCGCCUCCCUCGCCUUCCCGGCCCCACACCCGCCCCACUGCCCCCCGAGACGGGGCCGCGCCCCUCUGCGGAGUAUGCCGGCUGCGCCCUGCGCCCGCGGCCCCGGGCAGCCGCUGCUCUCGGGGACCCCGGGCGGCCGCCGGGCGCGCUGAGAGGGCGCGGGAGGUGCUGAAGGGACAGCUCCCGGGUGCAGCUGCCGGCCCGCAGCCCCCUCACCCACAGCCCCUGCUGCAGACCCCCGCUCUCAGACCCCGGCUCGCAGCCCUCUCCCCCUCCCGCAGCCCACGCACCCACAGACCUGUCACCCACAGCCCCUGCCGCAGACCCCUGCUCUCAGACCUCCCCCCACCACAGUCCCCUCCCAGCCACAGUUCCCCCCCCCCCCCAGCCCCAUAGCCCGCUCGCGAAGUCCCCGCAGCCCCCGCGGCCCCGCGGCGAGCCGGGCUGGCUCAUGGUCCACCCAGCGGCGGGCUGGGCGGAGGCUUCUGCAGCCGUGCCCACCGGGUGCCCCGUGGUUGAGGCAGCCCCCAGCUUCCACCGCGUUCAUGGCGGUGGCCAGGAAGAUCAAAACUUUGCUGACGGUGAAUAUCCUGGUGUUCGUGGGCAUCGUCCUCUUCUCCGUGUACUGCCGCCUGCAGGACCGCUCCGAGGGGCUGGUGCAGGCGGUGCGCAGCGCCGACCGCCGGGUGCGCAGCCGGCUGGCCAAGGCGGGCGCGCUGCUGGACCGCGAAGCCAUCCUGCAGCGCCUGGACCACCUGGAGGAGGUGGUCUACAACCAGCUGAACGGCCUCGCCAAGCCCAUGGGUCUGGUGGAGGGGCCGGGAGGCCUGGGCCAGGGUGGCAUGGCAGCCACUCUGCAGGACGACAGCCAGGAGACGGAGGGCAAGUAUGAGGAGUACGGUUACAACGCUCAGCUGAGUGACCGCAUCUCGCUGGACAGAACCAUCCCCGACUACAGGCCCAAAAAGUGCAGACAGAUGACCUACUCGCAUGACCUGCCCCAGGUCUCUGUGGUCUUCAUCUUCGUCAACGAGGCCCUGUCGGUCAUCCUGCGCUCCGUCCACAGCGUGGUCAACCACACGCCCCCCCAGCUGCUCAAAGAGGUCAUCUUGGUGGACGACAACAGUGACAACGUGGAGCUCAAGUUCAACUUGGACCAGUACGUCAACAAGAGGUACCCAGGCCUGGUGAAGAUUGUGCGGAACAGCAGGCGAGAAGGCCUGAUCCGGGCACGGCUGCAGGGCUGGAAGGUGGCCACGGCCCCCGUCGUCGGCUUCUUCGACGCCCACGUGGAGUUCAGCACCGGCUGGGCCGAGCCCGCCCUCACGCGUAUCCGGGAGGACGGCCGGCGUGUGGUGCUGCCGGCCAUCGACAACAUCAAGUACGACACGUUCGAGGUGCAGCAGUACGCCAGUGCUGCCCACGGCUACAACUGGGGCCUCUGGUGCAUGUACAUCAUCCCCCCACAGGACUGGCUGGACCGCGGCGAUGAGGCCGCACCCAUCAGAACCCCCGCCAUGAUUGGCUGCUCGUUCGUGGUGGACCGGGAGUAUUUCGGGGACAUUGGCCUGCUGGACCCAGGCAUGGAGGUGUACGGUGGCGAGAACAUUGAGCUGGGCAUGAGGGUGUGGCAGUGCGGGGGCAGCAUGGAGGUGCUGCCCUGCUCUCGCGUGGCCCACAUCGAGCGCACCAAGAAGCCCUACAACAACGACAUUGAUUACUACGCCAAGCGCAACGCCCUGCGGGCGGCUGAGGUGUGGAUGGACGGCUUCAAGUCCCAUGUGUACAUGGCCUGGAAUAUUCCCAUGACCAACCCAGGAGUGGACUUCGGGGACGUGUCUGAGCGGCUGGCCCUGCGCCAGAGGCUGAAAUGUCGCAGCUUCAAGUGGUACCUGGAGAACGUGUACCCUGAGAUGAGGACUUACAACGAUACCCUCACGUACGGAGAGGUGAGAAACAGCAAAGCCAGUGGCUACUGCUUGGACCAGGGAGCAGAGGACGACGACCGAGCGAUCCUCUACCCGUGCCACGGGAUGUCCUCCCAGCUGGUGCGCUACAGCGCAGAGGGUCUGCUGCAGCUGGGCCCCCUGGGCUCCACUUCCUUCCUGCCCGACUCCAAGUGCCUGGUGGAUGAUGGCAGGGCACGCACACCCGCCCUGAAGAAGUGCGAGGACGUGGCCCGGCCAGCCCAGCGGCUGUGGGACUUCACCCAGGACAGCCCCCAGGCGCCCAUGCUGACUCAGUUUCCCUCCCCUGAAGAGCGGCCCCAUCGUGAGCCGCGACACCGGCAGGUGCCUGGAGGUGGAGCUGUCCAAGGACGCCAACUUCGGGCUGCGGCUGGUGGUGCAGAGGUGCUCGGGGCAGAAGUGGACCAUCAGAAACGGGAUCAAGCAUGGGCGGCACUGACCCCGGCCCUGGCCUCCCCCAACACCGACGCCGAGGGCCUGGGACAGCCACCCUGAGUUACUGCCCGGAGCCGGCUGUGCCCUCACACAGGGAGGCUGGGACCUCCCGCCUGCUGGCGUGUGGUUGGGUCCUGUCCCCUGGGACGGCGGCCUCCCUGCGUGCUCUGGAGGACGAUGCCGGGAUCGGCCCCCACCUGGAGCAGAGCCCUCCCAGCUGGGGUCGCUGACAGCAACUCCAACUCCAAACCACGUGCCUUUCCCACGGGACUCUUGCCCAGCCGCCCGAACAGCCACCUUUCUGCAUGUGCUGAAGCCCCUGUAUAGCCCCCAGGCAGAACUGCCCCCUGUGAACUCAGAGGGCGGCGGGCUGCCCCUUGCUGCCCUUCUGUGGUCACCCCAGCGGACUCCAAAAGCAUGAAGAGCGGAGCCUCUCCACCUGUGGCUGGUGAGACGGGAAAUGGGACGCCAGCCGCGGUGUCCCAAAGACAGCCCAUGGGCAAUGUUAGGAGAGGGCGCCCAUGUGACUGCUUCAGUCCAGUGAAGAGUGGGUUAAAGGACACAGACCUGUGUCUCGUCCACCGGAGUCGGAGCCGGUCGGCUGGCCAGGGGAGAGUCCCUGUCCCAGCGUCUCACCCAGCAGGGGUCAGCCAACGAGCACCCACGGCCCCUCACCUGUUUUUAUAAAUAAAGUUUUAUCGGCACAUGGCCACACCCUCCCUGUUGAUGUACUGUCCACGGUCAGAUGGUGGCUUUCAGCUCCGGGGGUUAAGCCAACCCCCCACACACCCUCCAGGGCUGUCCUCGGGCCUCCAUCAUUGGUGGUGGGAGAGGGACGGCAGUCCCCGGGGUGUGAGGGCUCCGACCUGCGCUUGGGGUCAAGGGGGCAUUUGUGGUUUUCUUGCCCCAGGAGAAGCAGAGCCUGCCUUUCACUGUCCUCCAGCCCUGGCCCGGUGGCACACGCCCUUCCCUGGCACCCGGCCCACUGGGCAUGCACCCCAGCGUCCCCUCCUCCACUUCUCCCUGGGGAUCCUGACCCCCCCAUUCCUUCUGGCCUUGCCUCCUGCACCUGGGAGAAGCUCAGCAGAGAAUUCUACUGGCUCCAACCUGUAUCCCCCCAAACUCUGUUCCAGAUUUCCCCAAAAUUUUAAGACAAUGAUGGAGCAAAGAGCUGGUGGUGAAUGAGCCUCAAAAGUCAGUUGCUAGUGAAGGACCCACGUGCUGGGUCCACAGAGUCCAGAAGUUUCCCCAUGCAGCACUAUUAGGGUGCAGGGUAUACAGGCUGGGGUUUAACAUGGAAGAUACCGCAGCCUCAAAAUUACACCCCACCCUCCAACUUACACACGUGUGUCACGGUUCAUUAGGCAAGUUGACAGUCAAAGGCGGCCGGUUUGCAGCCCGCACAGGAUCUCACGGAAAACCUGACACCUAGAAAAGCCCUUCUCAAUUCCUCCACAAACCUCCGUCUCGGAGGUGGUACGUCCCAUGUUUGAAAGCCUGCUCUGCCCGUCAGAGUCCUGCUGGCACCAGGGCUUGUGAGGGUGGAAGAGGUGACUGGGAGGGGACACUGAGCUGGGUCCCCGGGCUGUGGGACAGGCGGUCACCCCUGUCCUCUGUGGGGAGGCGCCGGAGGCCCUCUGGCGUGUCUCUGAGUCCACUGUAACCGAGGAGGAACGAAACGGCCUUGAUAGAACACGGUCACGGAACGCUCUUAUUUUUCCAGUUACGCACUUCAGUCCUUACCCGCCUCAUGAGGCCUGGCUUUGCCAGAAGAACUGCCGGGGAAUCCUGGCGCCAGCUCAAUGUAAAGAGCCCCCACCCAAACGUGGGCUGGAAAGACGGAGCAGGACGCCACUGCGCAGUUGCAGCUCAUGGCCACAUGGUGGCGCUGCUGAGACGCUGCCCCGCGCAGUUUUGUGAUGGACACUUGGUCGGGCCCGUGGGACGUCAGGACUGGUCUGGACCCGCGUCUGCACCGCACGCGCGCGCGCCCCACGCUGGGGCACCUCCCAGGUCUUUCCAAGUCAUGGUGACAUGCACUUCCAUCGAAGUGUCCUGGGCUCAGAAGCCCGUCCAGCCCCAUUUCCUGCAGCCUCUAGCCUCUAGCUUCUUUUGCCUAAAGACACAACUGUUUUUCUUCUUUGCCUGUUUUAACAGCACACACUUUCCACGACGCAGGUCCGGGAUUUCACACCCCAAUCCUACCUUCCUUCCACUCUGCCUGGCCACCUAGUUUUUUGUUUGUCUGUUUUUGUUUCUUUUUAAACAACAGUCGUGUUUUAAAUGGCCAAGAUACAAGCAAAUAAAAUUUAAUAAAACUUAA
This is a messenger RNA of Rhinolophus ferrumequinum (greater horseshoe bat), 4759 nucleotides long. It is a transcript of the gene GALNT9, whose product is annotated as polypeptide N-acetylgalactosaminyltransferase 9. Gene Ontology annotation, cellular component: Golgi apparatus. The record is from RefSeq and is a predicted model, not a curated record. Lineage: Eukaryota; Metazoa; Chordata; Mammalia; Chiroptera; Rhinolophidae. The coding region runs from base 580 to 2496 and encodes 638 amino acids. The transcript is spliced from 11 exons.